AUGUUCAGAUUAGAACGUCUUUCUUUAGGUUCGGAAACAGCUGUUGUUCAUUGGCUGCCUACAACUUGGGUUCGUUCGUCAGAGAAUAAAAUACAAUUUCUGGUUCAGAAAACUACGGAGGAAUAUCAACCAACCUCUGCAAAUUUCCAAUCGUCAAUCAAAAGUAACGGCAAGAAAUUGAGCAGAAUUGAACGUAUCCAAAAUGAACGGUGGUGCGUGCAGCAUAGAGCACAUUUUCAAGAUUUCACUACAAGGCUGAAACAGAAUACGGAAAGACGUUUGUAUUAUGGUUGUGCUCAGAAAGCUGACGAUGCUAUCAUCAAGAAUUGUUUUGAUAGAGGUUUUACUGGAAAGAAUGCUAUGCAUUCAUUGUAUCGAACAUUAUUUAUCUGUGCAAUUCUGGCAUCAUUAUUGUUCAUUCAUGUAACAAAAGCCGGUGCAAUUCUCGCUGCACUAGAACAUGAAACUGUCGACAAAGAAAAUUGUGGUCCAGCUGGUGCUGUAUGUGGCAACGAUCCACCAUGUUGCAAUCCGCGAUGUCGAGUAAAUUGGAGUGGUGCUUGGUGCACAUGA
Molecule: messenger RNA, 573 nt
Organism: Rotaria socialis
Lineage: Eukaryota; Metazoa; Rotifera; Eurotatoria; Philodinida; Philodinidae
Source: the annotation of a GenBank genome assembly